UGUUUUUUUUUUAAAAAAAAGACGAAUAUGUCAGACCUGCUGCUGGAUCCAUACAACCACCUUUCAACGGACUCCAGCUGUUGGAUCAUUUCAGUUUACGCCUCCUGAACUUUGAACGAGUUUCAGAGUUCGAGGGGUUAAAAUGGACCGACAUAACCCCCCAUUGCCUGCUGAGAUUUGAGAAACUGGUCUGCUUGUGGCAAAGAUUGGAAAAAGAACACCCUUCAGUGGCUAUGCCAAGGAUAAGCAGCAGACAGACAAGAAGAAGCUAAGAGAUGUGUUCGAGAAGGGCGACAUGUACUUUAACAGUGGCGACCUUGUAAAGAUUGACGACGAGGGAUUCAUCUUCUUUCAAGACCGCAUUGGAGACACUUUCAGGUGGAAAGGAGAAAAUGUGGCAACCACAGAGGUGGCUGACCACCUGCUCACAGUUGACUUUAUUGAAGAGGCUAAUGUUUAUGGUGUGAAGGUGCCAGGACAUGAGGGAAGAAUUGGAAUGGCAGCACUGAAACUAAAAGAAAAUAUGGACUUUGAUGGCAAAGCUUUUUAUCAGCAUGUCAAAAACUACUUGCCCAGCUACGCGAGACCACGCUUCGUUCGCAUACAGGAUGCAUUGGUAGUGACUAGCACCUUUAAGCAGAUGAAGGCGAAGCUGGCAGAGGAAGGUUUUAACCCUGCUCUCAUCAAGGAUCCUCUGUUUUACCUGGAAGACAAUAAGGGCUACAUACCCAUGACUCAGGAGAUAUUCAACUGCAUUGCAGAAGGAAGACUCAGGCUUUAAAUGAGUUCAGUGCUGAUAUUUUAUUGUCAGUCUCAAAAAGAUUAGUGUUGAUUUAUGACAAACAACCUUUAUAUUGUGGAUAUACAAACAUACAAUGGCAUGCAUUUCAUUUUUUAAUAUUUC
This is a messenger RNA of Oreochromis aureus, 904 nucleotides long. RefSeq names its product very long-chain acyl-CoA synthetase-like. NCBI's taxonomy places the organism in Eukaryota, Metazoa, Chordata, Actinopteri, Cichliformes, Cichlidae. Gene Ontology annotation, molecular function: long-chain fatty acid-CoA ligase activity; long-chain fatty acid transmembrane transporter activity. The coding region runs from base 296 to 781 and encodes 161 amino acids. The record is from RefSeq and is a predicted model, not a curated record. The transcript has 5 exons.